AUGGCAGGAGCUGUGCGCCAACCUAUAGAUAUUCCCUCGUUGGAGCGGUACAUUGACCAAACUGUACCAGAGCUCAAGACUCCACUCGAUGUCAAACAGUUCGGUUUCGGCCAAUCUAACCCUACCUACCUCCUUACCACCGCCGAUGGAAAGCAAGUUGUUCUGCGGAAGAAGCCUCCUGGCAAGCUGCUCUCCAAGACAGCUCACAAGGUGGAGCGAGAGUACAAGAUCAUUCGGGCUUUAGGGGAUACCGAUGUCCCAGUUCCCAAGGCAUACUGCCUAUGCGAAGACAAUGCCGUCAUCGGAACACCGUUUUAUAUCAUGGAGUUCCUGGACGGGCGACACUUUACCGACCCAGCCAUGCCUGGAGUGAGCGGCGAGGAGAGGAACGCACUAUGGAAGAAUGCAGUGCAAACCCUAGCCAAAUUCCACAGCGUAAUCCCCAAGACCGUCGGACUCGAGACAUUCGGCAAACCAAGCGGCUUCUUCGACCGCCAAAUCGCAACCUUCACCACCAUCUCCAACGCCCAAGCCCAAGUGCUAGAUGUUGACACCAAAGAACCCGUCGGCGAACUCCCCCACUUCAAGGACAUGGUAACCUUCUUCUCCAACAAGAGCACGCAACCCCGCGACCGGGGCACCCUCGUGCACGGCGACUACAAAAUCGACAACAUGAUCUUCCACAAGACGGAGCCCCGCGUCAUCGGAAUCCUAGACUGGGAAAUGGCCACGGUCGGGCACCCGCUGUCGGACUUUUGCAACCUAACCAGUCCCUACAUAAUGGAAGGCGCCGACUCGCAGCUGGAACAAUUCAAACCAGGCGUGCUGGCCGGGCUGCCCACCCGUGCGGACUGCAUUCGCUGGUACGCCGAGGUAUCCGGGUACGACACUCGAGGGGAUAUCGCCUGGGGGGGAUGCGUUCUUUGCUUUCCGGGGAUCCGUGAUUAUGCAGGGCAUAGCGGCCCGGUUUGCGGGGCGGCAGGCCAGUAG
This is a messenger RNA of Penicillium canescens, 990 nucleotides long. RefSeq names its product phosphotransferase family protein. The transcript is spliced from 3 exons. NCBI's taxonomy places the organism in Eukaryota, Fungi, Ascomycota, Eurotiomycetes, Eurotiales, Aspergillaceae. Bases 1 to 990 code for a protein of 329 amino acids. Gene Ontology annotation, biological process: protein phosphorylation. The record is from RefSeq and is a predicted model, not a curated record. Gene Ontology annotation, molecular function: protein kinase activity.